This is a messenger RNA of Lagopus muta (rock ptarmigan), 3249 nucleotides long. It is a transcript of the gene CYTH4, whose product is annotated as cytohesin 4. Gene Ontology annotation, molecular function: guanyl-nucleotide exchange factor activity. Bases 173 to 1543 code for a protein of 456 amino acids. Gene Ontology annotation, biological process: regulation of ARF protein signal transduction. The record is from RefSeq and is a predicted model, not a curated record. The transcript has 13 exons. NCBI's taxonomy places the organism in Eukaryota, Metazoa, Chordata, Aves, Galliformes, Phasianidae.
CUCUGCGAAUGUCAGUCCCCACAGACACAAAUGUGGGCUCAGGCAUUCCCUCCAGACCUGCUGGGAUGGAAGUACAUUCAUGGAUUUGCAUUUCAGAAGUAGUCAGGGAGCUUCUGUAAGGCCAGAUCAGUUUGCACACAGUUUCCUUCACUGAUGCAAUGUGGUUGGAGGGAUGAGGCGGAGCAACAAGGCAGCCCGUCCCCCUCAUGCUGCUGCGAUUUUGGUCUCUAGCUCCAAUUUGUUUCAGUUCUGUGAAGCAUCUGAACAAGCAGAAGGCAAGGAGAAACACAGCCCUUGUGGAAAAUACAUUAGGACUUUCAGGAUGGACUUUUGUCCUGCUGGGUCAUCUGACCUGAGUGAGGCUGAAGAGGCUGAAAUAGAGACAAUAAGGCAGCACAGAGAGGAGCUCUUGGAGGACAUUAAGAAGCUGAAAGAAGAGAUUGCACAAGUGUUUGCAGAGAUUGAGGGCUUCCAAAAUGCAGAGGAGAGGCAAGAGGCAGACCAGAACCCUGGUGAGAGGACCAGCAAACUAUCACAGAGGGAUAAACUUCUGUCCGUGGGUCGGAAGAAAUUCAACAUGGAUCCUGAAAAGGGGAUCCAGUACCUGAUUGAGCAGCAACUAUUGUCCUCAGACCUGCAGGAGAUUGCCAAAUUCCUCCACAAGGGUGAAGGCUUGAACAAGACAGCCAUUGGUGAUUACUUGGGUAGGAGAGACUCCAAAAACAUUCAGAUUCUCCAAGCCUUUGUGGCAUGUCACCAGUUUGCCAACCUCAACCUGGUGCAAGCACUAAGACAGUUCCUAUGGAGCUUCCGGCUGCCUGGGGAAGCACAGAAAAUUGAUCGCAUGAUGGAGGCCUUUGCCAACUGGUACUGCAAGUGUAACCCAGGAGUAUUCCAGUCCACAGAUACAUGUUAUAUACUCUCCUUCUCCAUUAUCAUGCUUAACACCAGCCUGCACAACCCUAAUGUGAAAGACAAACCCCCCUUUGAAAGGUUUGUGUCCAUCAACCGAGGCAUCAAUGAUGGAGCAGACCUGCCACAAGAGCUCUUAAAGAAUCUGUUUGACAGCAUAAAGAACGAGCCAUUCUCUAUACCAGAAGAUGAUGGAAAUGAUCUCACGCACACUUUCUUCAACCCUAACCGUGAGGGCUGGCUCCUGAAACUAGGAGGACGUGUGAAAACCUGGAAACGUCGUUGGUUCAUUCUGACCGAUAACUGCCUGUACUACUUUGAAUAUACCACGGACAAGGAGCCUCUGGGUAUUAUUCCCCUGGAGAACCUAUCAGUCCAGAAGGUGGAUGACCCCAAAAAGCCAAAUUGCUUUGAGCUCUUCAAUCCCAACUGCAAAGGGCAGAAGAUCAAAGCCUGCAAAACAGAUGGGGAUGGGAAGGUGGUUGAAGGCAAGCACCAGUCCUAUAAGAUCUCUGCAGCUACACCAGCAGAACGUGAUGAGUGGAUUGAGGCAAUAAGGACUAGCAUCACACAGAAUCCUUUCUAUGAUCUCGUCUCUGCCCGAAAGAAAAAGAUUGCCAACAAAAACUGAUCCCUGACCUGGUCGCUGGCAGCAGGAAGAUGUAGUUGUUGGACAGCAUCUCUCACGUGCUGGGCACUUUCAGGGAAGAAAUUUGGGAGGAUUGGCUCCUUCCCACUUGGCAUGAAGAUGACUGACAGGACAACUUACCAGAUUUGCUUCUUCUCCUUCCAACCCAAAGGCAGAGGAGCAAUCCACUGAGGACUGUCAGAGCUGUGAGCACAGCACUUCCCGUGUCAUAGCUCAGAGGCUAAAUGUCAACUGGCCUUUGGCUUCCUCCAUAUUGCUCCAGCUAUGAAGGGCAGGAUUUGAGGAGAGACAAGAAUGCCUCCAGAACACCUCCAGCCUGUAGCUGAUCUCUACAACCAUCAAGUGAAGGUUAUUUUUCUGUGUGAAUGCUAUCGAGACAGCAAAGCAUAGUCCAGUCAGUUGUGGAGUAGAUAAGAUCCGUUGGUUUUUCUUCCAUGAACAGAUGUGUUGUGGUUGUGUCAAGGUGGCACUAAUGUUUCAGGACUCCAGGGUGAAACCAGAGCACAGAGGAUGAUAAGAGUACCUCUGUGCAGAUCUCUUCUUUGCCUCUUCCUAUAGCCAUGAGGGCUGUAAUUCUGGGAAGUCCCUGCUCUGCAGCUGAGUCACAGGUUUUAGGAAGUAAUUGAUGUUAGAUAGGAGAUAGGGUGCACACUCUGUGUAGAGAGGUUCCUGAGCAAGGAAAGCAGCUCUGGGUCUCUGUCUCUGGGACUGGCUUCUCUUGCUACUUUGGGACUGGCCAUAGGUCUUCCCAGGGAAGAACCCCAAAUGCUAUCUCUCCUUCCGGCUGAUGGCUACCCAGCAAACAUUGCUUGCCCAAGAUGUGUAUUUGAAAGGUCUGCAGCCAGAAGGCAUGAUAAAUCAGAGGUGCAUUUACAUACACACAUGAGCAUGGGCACACAGAGGCAUUCCCAUCUUCACAGAUCGGUUUCACUUGGAACUUGCUGUUUUUGGCUCUUGUGUGAAGAAAUAAAAGUGUCUGAAACAAACGGAAACCUCAGGGCAGCAUGAUUAUUGUGGUGAUAAAAGCAGAGGAUGUGAGAUAAGAGUGUUGUGUUCUUGUGCAUAGCAAAGCAGCCUGAGCUCCAGCACAGCUCUGCAGUGCACCCAAGAUGCAGGCUGAGCAGUGGCACCAGCAGUGGAGGAGGAGUAAAUGAGACAGGAGAAAAGGAGCAGGGACUAGUGACACUGUCUGCAAGCAGGGAAGGGAAUGGAUAUAAAUACCAGAGAAUUGCUACAGAAAAUUACACCUGCAAGAUGAAAGAACUUGAUAAGCUAUUGCUAUCUCGUCCCUUUACAUUUCAGGGCUCUUCCUGUAAAUAAUGGUGCUCUGCUUCUGCCUUUUUGCUUCCUGCAGAGGGCUCUAUCCACCAGGAAAUCUGCAGCAGGGCCUGUACCACCGAUUAUUCAUUUUGGUUAUUUUUGCCCGAGCCACAGGAAUGUUGAAUUAAUUUCAGGAGGCAGGGAGUGUAUCUCAGAGUUGAAGCACGCACAUACCCUGAAGAAGGAACGUGAAGGUUUUCUUCUGCUUGCGCUUGUGAACGUCUCCUGCAUUGAAUCUCUGUGUUGCUGAUGUGAUACAGAGUGAGUUUUCUGCCCGCUGCUCUGCAGCAUGUGCUUGCGCACGCAUCCACUCUUGCUGUGGGUGCAAUGCAGGGAGGCAAGGUCAUGGCCAGAGGUGGGAGGAGAAG